AUGAUUGGUUCUACUGUCUGUAGACUGCUCCCACGGGGACAUCUUUUGUGUGGAAACUCAAGAUAUUUUGCCAGUAGGAAUUCCUAUCUGCCCUAUUCCGAAUAUCAUCCGGAUAUCAAUCUGCUAGUGUCAGGGGAACUCGGGGAGUUAGAAUUCCCUGCCGACAAAAGACGUUUACCUCCUGUCAACCGACAACCUGUGUUACCGCCUGCUUCUAAACCCGUUAAGUAUACAAGACAAAAAAAUGACUAUCGUGGACCAGAAGUUUUACUAAACAAACUUAUUUACCGUCAGUAUGGAAUACAGGCGAUGGAAGGUGGUGAUCUAGAAUUCGGUCAUUUUGAAAUGAUGCGAACGUCGAUAAAUAAAGCUUUGGAUGAUAAAAGAAUGUUUGCUGUUUGGGGAGUUGAAGCCCCAUGGAAGCCUAUAACACGUCGACCUCAAGGAAAAAGGAAGGGUGGUGGUAAAGCUAAUAUUCAUCACUAUGUUACUCCAGUUAAAGCUGAAAGAAUUAUAGUUGAACUUGGAGGAUACCUCAAUUGGAGGGAAGCUUAUCGUAUUUUGAGUCGUGUUGUUGAUAGCUUACCAUUCCGUGGUAGAUAUGUUUCACAGGAUCUUUUAGAUACUGAGUCUCAAAUUGAAGCUUAUAUUAAAGCAAAAAAUGUAAACCCUUUUUAUCCACCAGGUUAUGCAUUAGCGCACAAUUAUGCUGGUAGUCGAAGCUUUAUCAGUCCCUACCAUUUAGAUUGGGGCACUUUGAAUUAUCACUAA
Messenger RNA from Heterobilharzia americana, 771 nucleotides. NCBI's taxonomy places the organism in Eukaryota, Metazoa, Platyhelminthes, Trematoda, Strigeidida, Schistosomatidae. The record is from the annotation of a GenBank genome assembly.